Acanthamoeba castellanii str. Neff is the source of this 981-nucleotide messenger RNA. RefSeq lists its product as uncharacterized. Lineage: Eukaryota; Discosea; Longamoebia; Acanthamoebidae. Bases 1 to 981 code for a protein of 326 amino acids. The transcript has 5 exons. The record is from RefSeq and is a predicted model, not a curated record.
AUGUCGCACAACAUGUUCGUUGGCUCGGGCAAACGCAGUGGCACCCGCGGUGGCGCUGACCAGUUCAGCUGGGAGAAGGUAAAGGGCGACAAAUACAAGGAUUUCUACCUCGGACACUCGCUGCACACGACAGCGAAACCAACCUUCAACAACCGAAAACCAAACCCGCUGUGGUGGACCAAGGCCCAGGAGGACAGCAAUGGUGAGGUGGACGACGCAGCGCGCCGUCGGGCUGAAAUAGCAGCCAUCAAGCGCGAGGAGGAGCAGCUGCACCAGGAAGCUCUAGGGCUGGCGCCGCGGAGGCGAAAGACACAGGAGACACAGCUCGACUCCAACGAGAUCCAGGAGCUCACCCGACGCGGCAACACCGAGCGUGACGCUUACGACGCCGAACGCGUUGCGGGCCUCGGCUUUGCCCCGGCGCCGCAGCACCAGACAGACGCGGCACUCCUGCCCACCACUUCCCGGUCGGCGAGCGGCGAGGGCGAAGGCGGCGAUGCCGAGCGGCGCACGGGCCGAGGGCGACCUGACACCGGUGAGUCUCGGGACGAGUGGGAGGAAGCCCCAGGCGACCUCACGACGACGACGACCAAGGCCAAGCAGGGCGACAAAAAGGAUCCCAGCAGCAGCAGCCGGAAGAGCCGGAGGGACAAGGAGGAGCGCAGGGAGGAGAAGCGGCGAAGGAAGGAGGAGAAGCGAAAGAGGAAGGAGAAGGCCAAGAAGGACAAGAGGUCGGGGAAAGAGCGCUCCGAGCGCGACAAGCACGCCCGCACGGAGGGCAGCGACCGGAGCCGUGGCCGCGAGGCUGGCGACAACAGGGACGACGACCGCAAGCGGCGACUGCACGGGGACGACCACGGGCGCGAGGAGCGAUCACGCCGUCGCCGUGACAGCCGCAGCGCCUCCCGCUCUCCGAAACGGCGGAGGCACGACUCUCCCUCGCCCCCAGUCCGCCGCCGCUCCCGCCACGACUCGCCCUGA